AUGUUCAACAUACUAGGUGUCAUAUUCACCACGCUAAAUGCUCUAAUACCAGGCUUAUACACCAUUAAAGCUCUUGAUCAACGUAUUGAAUUUCGACCUAGUUCAUACCAGGUUUUACUCAACUAUUGGGUAUAUUACAUCCUAUUAAAUUUCAUUGCGUCGACACUCUUCAAUGAUUUGGGGUUAGUUCAUUUAUGCGGCCACAUUAUCAAGUGUUGGUUAUUUUAUGGUGGAAAAAACAAUAGCAAUAUUGCAUUGGUAAAUCAUGUGUUGUUUAAGUGCUAUGAACAACGUGUUAAACAAGGAGAGGUGAUGAUUCUGCAUGUGUUGAGUAGAGUGGCUCCUCAAUUCAGUGAUUUGAAUCAUUUAGUGCACAAUUUCGGACUCAAGUAUGAAGAACCUUUGCAAGAUGAUGUGUCUAUUGAUGGAGAAGCUAUCAUGGAGCAAGUCUGGAAUGUUUUGGGUAUUUGUCAAUCGGUCAUUGUAGCGGCAGCUGCGUCUCAUUCUUCUAGUGAAGGUGUGGGUAACUACAACGGGGGCACACCACCGAAAAAGCUUCGCAAAUUGCGAAAUGUCAAAUCAUUUACAUCGUUGACCUCCCGACUGAAUUCACAUUCUAAUUUGCAAAAUAUAAAGCAAGAAAGACAAUCGUCACUGGGUUACUUGAACAAAUUCUUUACCUCGUCCUCACAACGACCUAUAUCUCCCGGUGUUGAGAUUGUUCAAUCAAUGCAUAGAAAUGUGAGUUCACCAGCUGCUCCCACUGUAGGCCAUCAUUCAUCAGGUGGAAAUGGUGCUAUAAAGAGCAAAAGGAGGACUAAAUCUGGAAGUGAGUACGAUUUGGGUGUGCCGUUUGUGCGAUUGAGUCAGCAACAAGUGCAAAACCAUAGGGAUGAUGAGCAACAGUAUCUAUAUCAGCAGCAGCAGCAACAACUGCGUCUCAACACUAAUUCAACGAGAGAGAGGAAUCAGAUUAUCAUUGGGAGUAAAGGACAAUUAUUUACCCAAAAUCUGCGACAACAUCACCAUCCACAAGAGCGAGUACAACAACCGCAAUUUUACGUUGGAAAUAAGCAGGUUUUUGGCAAAACUCAAGGCGGUGAGUAUACUUAUGCACCGAGAAGUGAUGGCGUCAAUCACAAUGAUGGGUCUAGAGUCAGUUCACGUAGAGUGAGAAAUGUUCAAGACGUAACGGGACACCACGUUGGUGCUACUGGCGGAAGCGCACAAGUUUGCGGACCAGGGGCAUUUGAUGAAUUACCUGCUGCUCCUACUCCCUCCAUGGUGAUUGAGUAG
Lodderomyces parapsilosis is the source of this 1296-nucleotide messenger RNA. RefSeq lists its product as uncharacterized. The transcript has a single exon. Bases 1 to 1296 code for a protein of 431 amino acids. The record is from RefSeq and is a predicted model, not a curated record. NCBI's taxonomy places the organism in Eukaryota, Fungi, Ascomycota, Pichiomycetes, Serinales, Debaryomycetaceae.